Messenger RNA from Fomitiporia mediterranea MF3/22, 765 nucleotides. RefSeq lists its product as uncharacterized. The transcript is spliced from 3 exons. Lineage: Eukaryota; Fungi; Basidiomycota; Agaricomycetes; Hymenochaetales; Hymenochaetaceae. Gene Ontology annotation, biological process: maturation of LSU-rRNA; maturation of 5.8S rRNA. Gene Ontology annotation, cellular component: nucleolus; preribosome, large subunit precursor. The annotation marks the transcript as partial. The record is from RefSeq and is a predicted model, not a curated record.
AACGAGUACAUUGAGGAACACAUCAAACGCCAUGGGCGACGAUUAGACUAUUACGAGAAAAAACGGAAGCGGGAAGCACGGGCGGCGCACAAGUCAUCUGCAGUCGCUCAGAAAGCAUUCGGUCUCAAGGCAAAAUUGCUCCACGCUAAACGCCAUGCUGAGAAAGUGCAGCUCAAGAAGACCCUCAAAGCGCACGAUGAGAGAAAUGUGAAGCAGAAGGACGCAGCUUCUACUCCAGAGGGGGCACUUCCGACCUUCUUGCUUGACCGUGAAGGCCAGAAGGAUGCGAAGGCAAUGUCAUCUGCAAUCAAGCAGAGACGAAAGGAGAAGGCUGCGAAGUAUGCCGUACCGUUACCCAAGGUACGAGGAGUUGCGGAGGAGGAAGUUUUCAAGGUCAUGCGAACUGGAAAGAACAAAAGCAAGUCCUGGAAGCGUAUGGUUACGAAGGCGACUUUCGUCGGAGAGGGUUUCACGCGCAAACCGGUCAAGAUGGAGCGGUUUGUCCGGCCGAUGGCCCUGCGAUAUAAAAAGGCGAACGUUACGCAUCCCGACUUGAAGGCAACGUUCCAGUUGCAAAUAUUGGGUGUCAAGAAGAAUCCUCAAUCUCCGAUGUACACGCAGCUAGGUGUGCUGACGAAGGGUACUGUAAUUGAAGUGAAUGUCUCAGAACUCGGUAUGGUGACAACUGGAGGGAAGGUCGUGUUUGGAAAGUAUGCCCAAAUUACGAACAACCCGGAAAACGACGGCUGUAUCAAUGCCGUACUA